Molecule: messenger RNA, 360 nt
Organism: Phalaenopsis equestris
Lineage: Eukaryota; Viridiplantae; Streptophyta; Magnoliopsida; Asparagales; Orchidaceae
Exons: 1
Coding region: 1-360 (119 amino acids)
Biological process (GO): mRNA catabolic process
Molecular function (GO): mRNA binding; demethylase activity
Source: RefSeq, a predicted model, not a curated record
AUGGCCAGAUGGAACAUACUGCCAGCUACCUGCAUUUCGAAUAGUUGCAUCAUCAAUAUCUAUGACGAGGGUGUUUGCAUCCCUCCCCAUAUAGACCACCAUGAUUUUGUGAGGCCCUUCUGCACGGUCUCAUUCAUGAGUGUCGGCCCUGGCGAGUUCAGAGAAGCUGUAGAGAUUCUGCUGCCAGUUGGUUCAAUUUUGGUCCUGAAAGGAAACGGGGCAGAUGUCACCAAGCACUGCAUUCCAGGGGUGAGACACCAUAGGGUGUUCGUAAUCUUCCUUAGGAUGGAUGACAACAAAGCACCAUACGGAUUUCAGCCAGACCUAGAACUAGAAGAGCUGCUACCGUACAAGCUAUGA